UAACACUGGAGUGAAUAAAAAAAUAGUAAGAAGGAGCACUUGACUGUUUGGAUUAUAUAAAAAGUUUUCAGAUAUAUUUUUAUGGAUAUUAAUAUAGUUUGAUAAAAGAGGAUAUACAUUUAUAUCAGAAAUCUCAACACUGUUGUAAGGUGUUGAUAUUUUCGUAAUGUAAUUGUUGGCAAGAAAAAUGAGCUCAAAUAACAACAACAACUCCUCCUACCUGGAGGUGAGCGGCCAGGAGGCAAGUGACAUCUUGGCGGCUGCUUUACAGCAGAUGGACGGAAUUAUUGCAGGCACAAAGUUUGACAGCAGUAGUGGUAGUAAUGGGUUUGCAUCUUUAACAUCAACUCCGGAGAACACUUUAAAACAUCGUAGUAACGUAACUGAGGCACGUAUCAUAAAACUUGUAGACGAUUUAAAAUUGGCAUUAGAACUGUGUGACAAUAAGCAACAGAUUAUACGCAAACUUCCUGACGAUGUCCUCACUGCUGUUGUUGCCUGGUUACAAAGUGGGAAAGAAGAGGCAAGCAAGGUAAGACCACUGUUUUUUGUCUAAUUUUAAGG
Molecule: messenger RNA, 564 nt
Organism: Ruditapes philippinarum (Manila clam)
Lineage: Eukaryota; Metazoa; Mollusca; Bivalvia; Venerida; Veneridae
Product: liprin-beta-1-like
Exons: 3
Coding region: 188-556 (122 amino acids)
Source: RefSeq, a predicted model, not a curated record